Bolinopsis microptera is the source of this 2386-nucleotide messenger RNA. Its product is annotated as proline-rich protein HaeIII subfamily 1-like. Gene Ontology annotation, molecular function: mRNA binding. Bases 989 to 1972 code for a protein of 327 amino acids. Gene Ontology annotation, cellular component: cytoplasm. Gene Ontology annotation, biological process: regulation of translation. The transcript is spliced from 4 exons. Lineage: Eukaryota; Metazoa; Ctenophora; Tentaculata; Lobata; Bolinopsidae. The record is from RefSeq and is a predicted model, not a curated record.
AGCACUAUUUUCUGGAAAUGACUAUUCUGCAAUUAUUUGCAUAUUGUUUGAAUAUGUUUUGACUAGAUACUUGCACUGUGCUUCCUCGUGUACUUAAAAUGUAUGCCUCCAGCGUGGUUGCGUUUUUAUCUUCAGCGUUACUGCUACUACAUCUUUUGGUAUCUGUUCAGUUUUCGUUCCGUGACAAUUUCUUGAUAAGUUCUGCAAGGAAUAAUGAAAGGCUUUAGGCUACCCUUUAUUUACAUGUGAUGAUAGUAGUCUUGAUUUCUCAUAUUUCAUGCUAUUCAUCGACUUCAUUACAAGUGGCGGUGUUUGCUUUCUUUAACUUCUAACAUCGAGUAUUACUGCACCAUUCCUUAUGUUCUUCAUCAUGUAGUAUUUGUUAUUACAAUCAUUCCUGGAAUGCAAUUAAUUGGCAUCGACUUUCUUAUUAGUCUUCCAUCCGGGCUUUUAAGUCUCAUUAUCGUAAUGAGACACUGUCGUCGGCAUGCGAUGUAUCAUGCAAUUAACGUUCAUCCCACCAAUUAGUGUUGCUAUCUGUCAAAUUAAGUGUUAAUUAACAGUAACUGCUCUAAUCCGCUAAUAGGGUAGUUACCGUCUAGAUAUGGGUCUGACUUUAUAAGCAAUUGAAAACCUGAUCUCUUUGUGUUGAUGAGUUUGAAUCUUGUUUCAUUGCUUUUGGGAAAUAAGUUUGAUUAACUCCACUUGGGAUUAAAACAAUUUGACCAGUCUGUUUGAUCUUAAUACAAUCUUAACAUAGGUUCGACCUCAUAUAACAGUUUCUCAUUUCUUUUGGAGACAACCUCAUCCCUGCCCCUAUGAUGGAGUAGUAUAUAUUUGAUUGUUGAUAUUUCUUGUAAUAUUGGUAACAAAUGUCCGUUGCCUUAGCUGUGUAUUGUGCUCUGGCAAUUGCAUCACUUGAUUUAAUUGAAUGUAUAAUGUAUAUAUAUUGUUUUAAUGACCUUCGAAAUCUGUUUCUUUAGGAGACAUGAGUUUGACCAACAAGGUGUUUUUGGGUGGAUUACCGGGCGACAUAUUGGCUGACGAAGUCAAAGAAGCAUUCAAAGAGUACGGAAAAAUCGAGAAUGUUGAGAUUUUGUACGACAAAGAAACGAAGAAAUGUCGAGGUUUCGGCUUCAUCACAUUCGACUCGCCCGAACCAGCUGAAAAAGUACUAGCCUUACAGCACUUCAGUAUUGCUGGAAAACUUGUCGAAGUUAAAUCUGCUAAUCCAAAAGUUGACCGAAACAAGAUGGAAGGUUCCGGACACAACCGUGGCCCUCCUCACAUGGGCGGUGGCUCUGGGAUGGGCCCAGGAGGACACCCUCCAGCCAUGCCUCCUGGUUAUCCUUAUCCUUACCCUUACCCUUACCCUCCUGGUGGUCCACAACAACAACGUCCUAGUGGCGGCGGUGGUGGUGGUGGCGGUGGUGGUGAGCACGAUAACAGAUCGCCUCCCCGCGGUGGUCCCGGUGGUAUGCCCCCUGGUAUGCCUCCAGGCGGCCAAGGUGGACACCCUGCAAUGUACAACCCUUACUACGCAAUGUACUACGCUCAGAUGGCAGGAGGUAUGCAGCACGGUAUGCCACCCGGUUACGGAAUGCCACCAGGAUAUAGCGGGUCCAGCUCGUACAGUGGAACCAGCAGACACAGGAGUAGGUCUCCAGCUAGAAGAAGCAGGAGCAGGAGUCGAUCUCCCCGACGUAGAACACCACCCAGGCAUUCUCCCAGACGAUACAGGUCUAGAUCCCGAUCCCCCCCGUAUCGUGGACACUCCCCCGCACACCGCCCUCCAUACCCCGCCCGCAGUCCUGGUGGUCGCAGCCCCUCGCCUCGCAGAGACUACCUAGCAGCCUACGGGAGCAGCAUGCCUGUGGAUUACUUGUACGGUAGACGGGAGAAGGAGCCCCGGUCCCCCAGUCCUGCUAGAAGAGCUCCCAGAUCUCCUCCAAGCAGUUACAACCCUUACUAAAUACCAGGUUGUGUUGCAGUUUGCGUAGUGUUGUAUUUGUUAACAACGAACACUCUUGAAUUGCUUGCUCUCCCCCUACAACGAUUGCCUUGCUCGACCGAAAUAACGGCCGCCCCUGAGCCGGUCCGUAAUCAGUCUUCUCUGGACUAUUUUUUUCUUGCUGGUAACACCUGCAUGGUAUUUGCACUAUGUUGCGCUUUCUACUCACCCUGAUUUUGAAGACAUUUACUCAGUGGCUAUAAAUACCCGGUUGUUUUGCACUUGCUACAAUUUUGUUUUGUAGUUUGCACAGAUUUAAUUUCAUACCCAUAUUAUAGUGUAGUUGUCCAAUGUGCUGAACGGAUUACAGAUUACAGUUUUAUUUGAACAUCAUUCAUGUAUAACUUGACUCUAUAUUUUAACAUUCUUAUACAA